Messenger RNA from Stegostoma tigrinum, 11080 nucleotides. RefSeq lists its product as uncharacterized. The transcript has 16 exons. Gene Ontology annotation, molecular function: DNA-binding transcription factor activity; RNA polymerase II cis-regulatory region sequence-specific DNA binding. The record is from RefSeq and is a predicted model, not a curated record. Lineage: Eukaryota; Metazoa; Chordata; Chondrichthyes; Orectolobiformes; Stegostomatidae. Gene Ontology annotation, biological process: regulation of transcription by RNA polymerase II.
AAACGUCAGCUUUUGUGCUCCUAAGAUGCUGCUUGGCCUGUUGUGUUCAUCCAACUACACACUUUGUUAUCUUGGAUUCUCCAGCAUCUGCAGUUCCCAUUAUCUCUGAUCACUAAUUAAAAAUCUGUCUAUCUCCUCCUUAAAUUUACUCCAUGUCCAGUCAUCCACAGCACUCUGGGGGAUUGAAUCUCACAUAUUAAUGACCUUUUGAAGAAAGUUACUUCUUCACAUCUCUGUUUGAAAUCCGUAAGACCAUAAGACAUAGGAGUGGAAGUAAGGCCAUUCAGCCCAUCAAGUCCACUCCGCCAUUCAAUCAUGGCUGAUGGGCAUUUCAACUCCACUUUCCCGCACUCUCCCCAUAGCCCUUGAUUCAUUCUGAGAUCAAGAAUUUAUCGAUCUCUGUCUUGAAGGCAUCCAACGUCCCGGCCUCCACUGCACUCGGAGGCAAUGAAUUCCACAAGCCCAACACUCAUCUCUCAUCCUACAACCUCUCAUUCGAAAGUGCCUUACAAGGGGAAAUACCCUUCCGAUACUAAGUAUAUAAGUAAAAAUGAUGAAUAAGCUGAACUAGUCCUAUCUGCCAGCUUUUGGCCCAUAUCCCUCUAAACCUUUCAAAUCUGCAUGCCUGUCCAAAUGUCUUUUAAAUGUUGUAAUUGGACCCACCUCUACCACUUCCUCUGGCAGCUUGUUCCUUAUAUUGACCAUACUCUUGUGUGAAAAAUCUGACCCUUAGGCCCCUUUUAAAUCUUUCCCUUCUCUCAUUAAUCCUAUAGCCUCUGGUUUUGGACUCCCCUUUCCUGGGGAAAAGAUCUUGGUUUCACUUUAGCGAUGGCCCUCAUUAUUUAUAAAUGUUUUUCGGCCACCCAUUCUGUCCAGCCUCUUCUUAUAACUCAAAACCUCCACCCUCAGUAAUAUUCUUGUAAAUCUUUAUUGCACACUUUGCAGUUUAUUAACAGCCUUCCUGUAGCAGUGUGACCAGAAUUGUACACAGUACCACAAAUGCAGCCUUAACAAUGUUGUAACAUGUCGUCCCAAUCCCGAUAUUCAACACUCUGAUCGAUGAGGGCAAGCGUACUGAACACCUUCUUCACCACCUUAUCUGCCUUCAAUGUAAUUUUCAAGGAACUAUGUAUCUGUACCCCUAUGCUCUCAGUUUGACAACACUCCCUACUUACAUUUAUCUAAAUUAGACCCCAUCUGCCACUCCUCGGCUGAGCUGAUCAAGAUCCGUUGUACUCUUAGACGGCCUUCUUCACCUUAAACUCUACCAGCAACUUUGUUGCCAUCAGCAAACCGACUAACCAGGCCUGUUUAUCAUCUCGUCUAAAUUAUUUACGUAACUGACGAAUACCAGUGGAUCAACAAGUGGUCCUUGCAACACACCGCUGGUCACAGGCCUCCAGUCUGAAUGCCAAUCUUCUACCACCACUCUCCGACUCUUAUUGUCAACCCAACUUCAUUUCCCAUUGGCCAGCUGUCCCUGGAUUCCACGCAAUGGAACCCUGUGUCAACACAGGGAGCAAAAUAUCACCACACCUUCUUGUGAAGGGUUAGUUGCACAUGGCAAUAAGUGGUUGAGAGGGAAUAUGUGAGAAACAGGCUUCGGUUAAACACAACCUGUUCUGGCUGGAAGUCAACUGCAAUGACUGGCUGUGCAAAACAUUGGGGACUUUUACUAGCUCCAGAGACUUUCACUGUUGGACUGGGGCUUAAGGACACCAGAUCAUGGAAGCAGAAAUAGAGUGACAAGCACCAGACAACACCCAGGAGACCCCAAUCUGAAGACAGUGAGACUCAGUGGUUGACUGGAUCCAGAGUUGUUUAAGCUCACAGAGUUACUCUUUAGUUUGCAUUACCUGAACGCGAUCAAGUGAAUAAGGUUGUUUUUUAUUGGAGCGCACAUUUCUGCUUGUAUUUAUUUUGAUCAGAGAGCAAGCGAUGUCAAUAUCUUUUGAGAGAGACUGAGAGCAAACUUUCCAGAGUCUGCUCCCUACUCCCUGGAUUGACUCACUUUCCCUCCAGUUCCUGCAAAUUAACAGUGUAACCUCAGAAUGAGAACGGGAGUGGGAACAGAGAGUGUUGAGCUCACAGAAGUUGGACAGAGGGGGGAGUUUCAGUGAGUGUGAAGUUAAAACUAAACCCUGCGCUUUGUUGGAACGGAUGCCCUGGAGACAAGUGAAGGGAAGGUGUUUGUUGCAAAGUGACCCCUCCCCCAGAAACCUCAGCACGAGGCCCCCGUAGGCCCUUUGUCUGCAACAGGCGCAGCUCCUAUUGGCUGGCUCUGUAAUUGAACGUAAUGCGGUCCGGCCAAUAGACAACGUUGGAGGACCGAAAGCAUUGUGGUCCUCCAGCCAAUCAGAGCUCCCCAUUGCGUGAAUGCGGAAGUUGGCCCAUUCCGAGCAUGUUCAUUGCCGCUGUGCCUGAAGUAACAUCUCUCCAGGAGACACCGUCCGGGGUUCCUGUGUGUGGGGACUUCAGUUCAUCAUCCAACCUGGAGGGCCACAAGGACAACAACACCGAGGAGAAGCCAUGGCUGUGUGGGGACUGUGGGAAACGAUUCAAGUUCCCAUCUGGGCUGGAGACUCAUCGGCGUGUUCACACCGGGGAGAGGCCAUUCAUAUGCUCCGACUGUGGGAAGGAUUUCACUGAGUCCUCUUCCCUGCGGCGACACCAGCGAGUUCACACUGGGGAGAGGCCGUUCACCUGCUCGGUGUGCGGGAAGGCAUUCGGUCGGAUAUCCAGCCUUCUAAAACACGAGCGAAUUCACACCGGGGAGAGGCCUUUCAGCUGCUCCGAGUGUGGGAAGAGAUUUGUUCACUCCUCGUCCCUACUGUCACAUCAGCGAGUUCACACCGGGGAGAAGCCGUUCACCUGCUCCGAUUGUGGGAAAGUUUUCGCUCACUCCUCUUCCCUAGUGACACACCGGCGAGUUCACACCGGGGAGCGGCCGUUCAGAUGCUCGGAGUGUGAGAAGGGAUUCACUCAAUCAGCCCAACUGUUGGUCCACCAGCGCGUUCACACUGGGGAGCGACCAUUCCCCUGCACCGUCUGUGGGAAAGCAUUCAGGGAUUCCUCGGCUGUGCUGAAACACCAGCGAAUUCACACCGGGGAGAAGCCGUUCACCUGCUCUGUGUGUGGGAGGGGAUUUAUCCAGUCAUGCAAGCUGCGGAGACACCAGAAAGUUCAUCAGAAGCAGCUGGAUUCUGGUAUUCUUGUUGCUGAGAAUCACAUCCAGGACUGUUUCACACUUAUCCAGUUUCCUGGUCAGAGCCACUACCUCUUCACAUUGGAUGUGGAAACCCUCUACACAUCCAUUUCCUCCAGUCAGGAGCUGAGGGGAAAGGAUGUGAAUCCAGACAAGCGGCAGACUCUGGAAAAGGUUGGUCCGGAUCUGUCUGUCUCUCGUUUGAAAUAUAUGGACAUCCUUUGCUCCCUCAGCUUGAUCCUCUACUGUAUCAUCCAACCUGGAGGGACACAAGGACGACAACACCGUGGAGAAGCCAUGGCAGAGUGGGGGCUGCGGGAAACGAUUCGCCCCCCCCCCCCCCCCCGGCUGGAGAGUCACCGACGUGGCCACACCGAGGAGAGGCCGUUCGCCUGCUCCGUGUGCGGGAAGGGGUUCGUUCUUUCGUCCACCCUGCGGACACACCAGCGGACGCACACCGGGGAGAAUCUGUUCACUUGCGCUGAGUGCGGGAAACGGUUUGCUCUUUCGUCCAGCCUGCUGACCCACCGGCAGGUUCACACCGGGGAGAGGCCGUAUGAGGAACUGGAGUUGGAUGUUCACCUCCUUGCGAUUGCUCUGCCAUUCAAUCGGAUCAUUGCUGAUCCCACACUCCUCGUGUCCACUUUCUUGUAUUUCCACGCCCCACCCUCAAAUCCCUUGAUUCAUAUGGAGGUGGUCAUGGGCCAUCAGAUUGUGUUUGUGACCAGUGUUGUGGAAACUGAGAUCGAGCUCCAAGUCCUGGCCAUCGCCAUGACCUGGUUAUGGCCACAUGUUUCAUUGCAAAUGAUAACAGUAGUUGAUCAGAAAUGGAUGAUUGUGAACAAUGGCCAGAAGGCCGCGUAUGCCCCUUCCGUUCCCCUAGCUUUGAACUGCGUACUUUGCAGCCUAGCAGGCGACUUUGUGUGGGAGCAGGCCGUUUUACAGCAACACCUGGACUUGUUUGUGACCACCAAGCGCAGAGAAAGGCUCGGGAAAAGUACUCGAGGACAGGCGCGCUACCUAUUGGCUGGCUCCCCAACGACUGCAGAGAAUGACCAAUGGAGAGCCCUGGAGGACCGGAAGGAGUCCGGUCCUCCUGCCAAUCAGAGCUCCCCUAUUAAUAGAGGGAAGCAGAGGACAGGAAACUAUAGGCUGGUCGCUGGUAAGAUUUCAGAGCCCAUUAUUAAGGAUGAGAUUGCAGAGUACGUGGACGUGCAUGGUAAGAUAAGGCUGGGUCAGCUUUGUCAAGGGGAUGUCGUGCCUGACAAAUCUUUGACAAGAUUUAACCAGUUGCACAGACUGGAGACGUCUCGCAGCAUUCCCAGUCUGCAGAGAUCGUACAGGUGUCCUAUCUGUGAACUAGCCUUCAUCUGAUCAUCAAGCCUGGGGAGAGACAAGGAUAUCAACACGAUGGAGAAAAGGUGGAAAUGUGGGGACUGUGGGAAAGGAUUUUGUUCCCCGUCUGCCCUCGAGACCCAUCGGCGCAUUCAUACAGGGGAGAGGCCGUUCUUGUGCUCUGUCUGUGGGAAGGGGUUUGCUCACUCAUCCGCCCUGCUGACCCAUCAGCGGGUUCACACUCGGGAGAAACCCUACAAUUGCCGGGAUUGUGGGAAGGGAUUCACUGAUUCGUCCGCCCUGCUGACGCACCAGCGCAUUCACACUGGGGAGAAGCCGUUUACGUGCUCUGUGUGUGGGAAGGGCUUCAGCCAGUCAUCCAACCUGCAGAUGCACCAGAGAGUUCACACCAGGGAGAGGCCCUUCAUCUGCUCCGAGUGCGGGAAGGGCUUCACCCAUUCGUCCGCCCUGCUGACCCACCAGCGGGUUCACACGGGCGAGAGACCGUUCACCUGCUCCGUGUGUGGGAAGGGAUUCAGUGACUCGUCUGCCCUGCUGACCCACAAACGGGUCCACACGGGGGAGAGGCCAUUCACCUGCUCAGUGUGCGGGAAGGGGUUCACCCAGUCGUCCAACCUGCUGACCCACCAGCGGGUCCACACCGGGGAGAGACAGUUCACCUGCUCGGUGUGUGGCAAGGGGUUCGGUGACUCGUCCAACCUUCUGAGGCACCAGCGGGUCCACACCGGGGAGAGGCCAUUCACCUGCUCAGAGUGCGGGAAGAGCUUCACUCACUCGUCCAGCCUGCGCACACACCAGCGAGUUCACACCGGGGAGAGGCCGUUCAACUGCCUUGAGUGCGGGAAGAGCUUCACUCAGAUAUCCAACCUGCUGAGACACCAGCAACUUCACAAGAUAGGCUCCCACUGGAACCGGAAUCCACUGCACACGGCAACGUCGUACGCAAGCUCAAAUGUCUCGCUGAUUGGCACAGCCCGAUCACUCAUGCUUUGGAGAAAGAUGGCACUGUGUGAGCAUGUUAGGACUGAGGUGACCGAAUAUGGUACACGAGAAGGGCCCCACACAAAACCGGAACAACUUGAUCCUAAGUUCACAGACACCGAGCGUUUUGUUAGGCUUGAUGCCAAGAUUGGUCUUUUCCCAGAACUGAAAAGUUUCGGAUCGCGCUCCCAUUUGUUUAGGUCACUCCGCCCGUUCCGCUUGCUACAAUCACUUCUCAUGGCAGCCAUAUAUCCCACAAGACCCCACGCUGGGUACACCGCUCUAUUGACCACUCAGGAUCUGCAUUCCACUAUUCCGUUCCUCUUCAUGUGUUUAUCCAGGCCUGUGAUUCUACAUCAAUGCUCACCCUGUGUUGAAAGCUAUGACCACUUGCUUCCCCAAACCAAGUUAUUCCUCAGAGUGGAGCUGAGGGUCAUCAGAUCACCCCUGAUCUCUGAAUGGUGGAGCAGACUCAAUGAGCUGAACAGCCUAACUCUGCCCCGAUGUCUUACGGCCUUCCACCCCCUUGCUUGUGAGUAUACUGUCAGCCUGCAUGAAAAUGUUCAGGUUUGUGCCCUGAAACUGGGAGAUGUGAUCGUGGAUCUGUUUACGCACGUGCACUGGUCACUUCUGGAGAAUCAGGAGGAUGUUUAUAUGUAUAAUUUAAAUGAUCAACCCUUUACAUUUUGUACAAGUGACUUGGAUAACUGGACCAAAGGUACAGUCACCAAAUUUGCUCAUGACACCAAGAUCAGUCAGAAAGUAAAGUCUGACGGAGAGACAAGGAUGCUACAAAAUGGAUCGACCAUGGAGAAACCGUGGAAAUGUGGGGACUGCGGGAAAGGAUUCCCUUCCCCAUCUGCCCUGGAACCUCAUCGACGUGUCCACACUGGGGAGAGGCCGUUUACCUGCUCUGUGUGCGGCAAGAGAUUUACUCAAGCCUCCCAUCUGCUGACACACCAACGCGUGCACACUGAGGAGAGGCCGUUCGCCUGCUCCGAGUGCGGGAAGCGAUUCAGCAACUCCUCCAACCUUCUGAUACACCAGCGAGUACACACCGGGGAGAGGCCUUUUGCUUGUCCUGAGUGUGGGAAGGGCUUCAGUGACUCAUCCAGCCUGAGGAAACACGAGCGGGUCCACACUGGGGAGAGGCCGUACACCUGCUCCGAGUGCGGGAAGGGCUUCGUUCAGUCCUCCCACUUACUGACGCACCAGCAAGCUCACACUGGGGAGAGGUCAUUCACCUGCUGCGACUGUGGGAUGGGGUUCACUCAGUCCUCCCACCUCCUGAGACACCAGAGAGUGCACACUGGGGAGAGGCCGUUUGCCUGCUCCGAGUGCGGGAAGGGGUUCAGCGACUUGUCCACUUUGCAGACCCACCGGCGGGUCCACACGGGGGAGAGGCCGUUCACCUGCUCCCUGUGCAGGAAGGGGUUCACUCAGCUAUCCAACCUGCUGAGGCACCAGCGGGUUCACAAGUGAUGGUGCCCCGGGGGUCGGAUUCUGCUGCUGCUGAGUCGCACCCAGGACUGAAACCUGUUUAUUCUGACAGUGUGUGUAGCGGGAGGGGCCAGAGGGCUCCCCCCACCUUUCUUGCUGGACUGGCCGCUCUCUCCCACUUCACUUCCAGACAGGCUGAUGCCUUCUGAGCCCUGGGACUGCAUGUUCCCACUGAAAUUGGGCUGGAGGGGGACAGGUCACAGAGAAUGUGGAAUUUAAAGUUGAAUGACCAUUACUGACUGGCUGAAUGGCCUCCUGCAGCUCCUAAUUCAUUCAUUUAAGAAACAAUCAACACAGUGUGAGGAAGUGCGUUUAUUUCAUCCUGGACAGUGUUUGCUCGACCACUACAAGUGGAUAUAUUUCUCUCUGUUCCAUUGAGUCUCCAGCACAGAGCUCAGGCCAGUCACACUCCGUUGGCACUGACGCUUCCCACUCCUUUUCCACUCUUCCCAUCAGCAUGUCCUACAAUUCCUUUCUCCCUCAUCUCCGUAUCCAGCCUCCCCCUUAAAUGGACUCCCGCUGAUUGCUUCAACCACUCGCUGUGGGAGUGAGCCCCAACUUCUUGUCUCUCCUUGGCUCUUGUGUUGGGAAUUCACUUGUUUAGGGAGGGGCGAGAGAGAAAGAACUGGAAGAUAUUGAACUGUUUGGACGACGAAAGGUGUUUAUUGCCUCCAGCUGCUGGGACAUUUGUCUUUGGAGGAGAUAAUGGAGGUCUAUGCGCUGGCGGUUGCCAAACAGCCCAUGGGUGGUUUCUGGCUUCUCCCCACACCAGGGGGAGUCUAUCGGAGGAAGGAUUGGUGCAGCUGCAAAAUAUCCCUCUUGCUCUCUCCACCCGAUUUGAAUGUUGAGCAGCACUCGUGACUCCUUGGGUACUUAAGCCAGUCCAUGCUCAAAUGCAGCAAGAUCUGGACAAAUCCAGGUUUGGGCCGACAGGUGGUAUGUAAUAUAUAUGCCUCACAAAUGCCAGGCUAUGACCAUCACCAAUAAGAGAUAAUCUAACCACCGCCUCUUGACGUUCAAUGGUGUUACCAUCACUGAAUCCCGCACUGUCAACAUCCUGGAGUGUUAUCACUGAUGAGAAACUGAACAUUGACCAUCCCCACAGCAGCAGGACAGAGGCUGGGAAUCCUGCAGCGAGUCACUCACCUCCUGCCCCCCCACCCCAACCCUAAAAGCCCUGUCCCAUCAUCGACAAAGCACAAGUGAUGGGAUAUUCCCCGCUUGCCCUGGAUGGGGGCAGCUCUGACAACACACGAGAAGCUCAACACCGUCCAGGGAUAAAGCAGAACCCCCACUUGAUUGGCAACACAUCUACAAACAUCUGCUGCCCUCCACCCACCGAUGCUCAGUCACAGCAGUGUGUACCAUCUACAAGAUGCCCUGCAGCAAUUCAUCAAGGCUGCUCAGGCAGCACCUUCCAAAACCCAUGCCCUUCUACCAUCUAGAAGGACAUGGGGCAGCAGAUACAUGGGAACACCAUCCCCUGUAAGCUCCCCUACGAGCCAAUCCCCAUCUCAACUUGGAAAGUGGAAACAUACUGCCAUUUCUUCAAGUAUUACUGGGUCAAAAUCUUGGAUGACCCCCCCACCCCUAACAGUAUUGUAGUUCUACUUUCAGCUCCCACCACCUUUUCAAGGGUCAACCAGGGAUAAGCAAUGAAAGCUGGGGCCAGCCAGCGAUGCCCACAUCCUGUGAGUGAGUUUUGAAAAGCACCUAAACGGCCCGCUCCUGCCUCUCCAAAACAAACUUCAUUACGACACGGCACCUCAACAAAUCGUCCCAUUCCAAACAGCCACCAGCCUUCACCCAGAGAGGACACCGCUGGGCCAGAUUACCAAAUACCAGACGAGCGUCCUCCUUGUGCAGUCAAACACCACGUGUAUCGAUGUGGCCAGGGCACCAACUGGAGAUAAGCAGCCAGUUCAUUUUCAGGCCUGGUUGAAAUCAAACAACAGCCAGCUGGCUAGCCACUAACAUUAACGUCUGCCAUUCACUGCUUGAGACCUUUUGGAAAAGCAUGAAUGACUGAUGUCCUUGAAGUAAUGGCGAGACUGGUAGGUUAACUGGAUGGGCGGCACUGUGGCUCAGUAGUUAACACUGCUGCCUCAUGGCGCAAGGGAUCUGGGUUCACUUUCACCCUUCGCAACUGCCUGUCUGGAGCUUGCACAUUUUCCCCGUGCCUGUGUGCAUUUCCUCCGGGUGCUCCGGCUUUCUCUGGACUGGCCAGGCUAAAUUGCCCCGUCGUGUCCAGGGAUGUGCCGGCUGGGUGGGUUAGCCAUGGGAAAUGCAGGGUUACAGGGAUAAGACGGUAGAGCAGGGGGUGGAUAUGGCUCGCUGUGGAUUUGAUGGGCCUGCUUCCACACUGUAGGAAUUCCACAAACUGGAUGGUCACCAGACCCCAGGCGAGGGGAGAGGCUGCGAAGGAGAGUCCUUUGCGGUAACCUCAGUUGGCACAGGAAUUGAACCCAUGCUCUUGGCAUUGUUCUGCAUUGCCAACCAGCUGUCCAGCCAACUGAGCUAACCGUCUCCCACUGAAAACUAGCAGUGAACUUCGAAAGUGACCAGUGAGGUUGUUACAAGACACAGAGAGUCCAAGAGGCUUUCCCCUACAAGAGCAAAAUGCCUUGUGGGCAGCCAAGGAACCUGCAAGCGGGCAUGGAGCUGCUACCUCCCAUCUGAGAUGCUAAUGAGCAGGAAGGCAGAAAAGACAUUUUUAAUCAGUAGUCAAAGAUUUUGGGGGAAAAGGCAGGAAAAUGGUGCUCGGGAUUACCGGAUCAACUGCGAUCUCUGCGAAUAGCAGAGCAGACUCAAUGGGCUGACUGGCCCACUUCUGCUCCUGUGAUGUGUGUCCUGCUCAGGACGACAUGAUUCCAGUAAUGAGAAACUUCAGCGACGAAGAAAGACUGGCCCCGACGUCUUCAUUCUCCAUCAAGAGGAGGCGGCGGAGAGGAGAUCCAACAGAAGUUUAUAAGAUUGUGAGCAGAGCUUCUUCUUCGUUAAAAGAAAAGAGAAGGAGAGAUUUAAAGUCAACACAGUGCGGAGCUGGAGGAAUACAGCAGGCCAGGCAGCAUCACAGGGGCAGGCAAGCUGACAUUUCGCGGUGGGGCCCUUCUUCAAAGUGAUGUGCAGACAAAACAAAGGCGAGGUGAGAGAUGAACUGUUUCAUGCAGUAAGUGGAUAGGGUCUAGAAUGCACUGCGUGGAAAUGUGAGAUAUUCAAGAUGGCACGGGAUGAUUAUUUGAAUAGAAAUUAUGUGUAGUGAUAUGUGCGAGAAAACAGGAGGUUGAGACUACGGAAUAGAACGGAUGCAUACAUGAUGGGCCAAAUGGCCUUCUCCUGCCCUGCACCCAUCCUGAGAUUCUGUGAAACAGGUAACGUCAAUAUCAUUCAGGUUUAAAAAUGCUACAGCUUUCUUUUACAGACACCCAGUCGAGUUGUAACUCAUGAACCUAACUGUGUGGUUUACUUAGACAAACAGCAACACUUGAGAAGAGCAUGUAAAACAAUUGGGAACCUUACUUGGACUGUUUCAGAUCACUGACCUAGUGAUUAAAUUCUGCUGACAGUGGGUUUGCAACAGCACAGGUAAUUUACCUGCAUAACUCAACAGGACAAAAUCAAGCGCUGCAGCAAAAGUAAAGGUCCAUUUGGGGUGGGUGUGAUGUUAUCAGAAGAUGUUGAAUGGGCCAAAGGAGGCCAGUAGGGUUCUUAUCUUAAAAGAAAUACCCUACGGUUGUAAAUGCAACCCUGGAAUUGUUACUGGUCCUGAAACAUUUCACAUUUUAUGCCCACAAAGAGAUGCUAAUUUACACUGAUUGUAAUCCUGAGACUUUUGUAGAAUAUUUUAAGAAUUAAAAUAGUCAACUGUAUCAGUGGAAUUUACUAAUUCAACUUUAUAACGCCAAAACUGUUCACAUUCCUGGGACAAUAAUAUCAUCGCUGAUGCCCUGUCAAAAAGUAAGGAUCAUGUGGAAAGAAAGAAGGUGACAAUGAAUUGUAUAGAUUUUGUAUUAAUGAGUAAAUGAAGAUAAAUGAAUG